Caenorhabditis elegans is the source of this 722-nucleotide messenger RNA. RefSeq names its product Eukaryotic translation initiation factor 5A-2 (gene iff-2). The record is from RefSeq and is marked reviewed. Gene Ontology annotation, biological process: gamete generation; translational elongation. Gene Ontology annotation, cellular component: cytoplasm. NCBI's taxonomy places the organism in Eukaryota, Metazoa, Nematoda, Chromadorea, Rhabditida, Rhabditidae. The coding region runs from base 10 to 495 and encodes 161 amino acids. Gene Ontology annotation, molecular function: RNA binding; ribosome binding; translation elongation factor activity. The transcript has 3 exons.
GGUACCAAUAUGUCUGACGAUCAUCACGACGACGAGCACUUCCACACCGGAGACUCUGGAGCUGCUGCCACAUUCCCAAAGCAGUGCUCUGCUCUCCGUAAGAACGAGCAUGUCAUGAUCAAGGGACGCCCAUGCAAGAUCGUCGAAAUGUCGACCUCCAAGACCGGAAAGCACGGUCACGCUAAGGUCCACAUGGUCGCCAUCGACAUCUUCACCAGCAAGAAGCUUGAAGAUAUCUGUCCAUCCACCCACAACAUGGAUGUUCCAGUCGUCAAGCGUCGUGAGUACUUGUUGAUGGCCAUCGAUGACGGAUAUUGCUCCCUCAUGGACCCAGAGUCCUGCGAGCAAAAGGAUGACCUCAAGCUUCCCGAUACUGAGCUCGGACAACAGAUCCGUGAUGCUUAUGAGAAGGACGAGGGAUCCGUUUUGGUCCAAGUUGUCUCUGCUAUCGGAGAAGAGGCUAUCCUCGGAUGGAAGGUCAGCACCAAGGAAUAAAUCGUCAAAGGAACCCCCUGCCAACUGCUCAUGAAUCCUGAUUCCCCCGUUCCACCCCGCAAAACUUUCACUGUAUGAAUGGUGCUGCUUGACAUUCCAUUCCAGAAUUCAAGUAUAACCCAUCAUCAAGUGCUCGUGUUAUUUUUCUUGUUUUCAUUAACUUUUUUUUUUGCUUUUUUUCAAAACAUAACUGAGAAUUUAAUUUCAAAUAAAUUAUCAGAAAAUUU